ACAUUUCUUAUGCUUAAAUGAUCCCAUCGCGUGGACAUUCAGCAUCGGUCAAAUCGGUCGGUCGUUAUCAGGCGAAUAGUUUAUCACGCACAGUUCUCAGAAAGACUUAAAGAGUGAGCGCAGUUGUCGGUCGUGUGAACCGUAAUCGAUAAAUCGAUUUGCGUUUACACCUUUUAUGAAUUCAGUUGUAAACAAGUUAUAAAUAAUUGCCACAUAUGGUGUGUGGUUCUGAUUAAUAUGAUAGUAAAAAAAAAAACUUGUAGCUAAAGAAGCCUAAGUUCAUCUUUUGUUCAGCCUGACUGGUACCCCCAGCGGGGACAGUAGCGCAAAUAUCAGAGAGGGGAGAGCGAGGGAAGGAGAGACAGGCGACCACUGGUGGACUCAGCUGAGCAUAUUGCGCAUCACAUUCACGACUCACGCCUUGUUCACUGUUGAACAUAAGGCUUGAAGAGAGGUUGUGUAGGCUCUCUGCUGCUGUUCUUAGUGUCUGGAGUGGAUUAUAGCUGCUUUAGGUACGACAAUUUCCAUAUUUCAAUCAGGCUGUGACUGCGUUUCAAUUUAAAGAUGAACCAAACCGCCACGGUCUCUCAAGUGAAGUGUCAGCCCUCCAAAACCAUAAAGGAUCUGGGUGGGGUGAGCCCUCCUCAGAGGAACUGGAAGGGGAUCGCCAUUGCUCUGCUGGUUAUUCUGUUGGUCUGUUCACUAAUCACCAUGUCGGUCAUCCUCCUAACACCAGUGGACACUCUGGCUGGCAGUGAUACUAAGCUGACAGUGGAGGAUCUGUUUGGUCCACAUUUCUACGUACACGAUCCUGAGGCUCGCUGGAUUAAUGAAUCGGACGUCAUGUACAGGAACCGUAAUGGCCAUGUGAUUAGGUUCAGCAUCCUCACCAAUGAAACAGAGAUCAUUCUGAAGAACAGCACAUUUACUGAUUUUAAAGCCACUAAGUACUCAAUCAGCCCUGAUUUGAAGUAUGUGCUUUUUGCAUAUGAUGUUAAACAGGUUUACCGGCACUCUUUCACAGCUUCCUACAUAAUCUACAACAUUCACACCAGGGAGGUGUGGGAGUUGAAUCCUCCAGAGGUGUCUAACGCCAGACUGCAGCAUGCUGCGUGGGGGGUGCAAGGUCAGCAGCUGGUGUAUAUCUUUGAGAAUAAUAUAUUUUACCGGUCGGAAGUGAGGAGUGACUCGCUUAGACUAACUUCGUCCGGGAAAGAGGGUGUUGUGUACAACGGCAUCACUGACUGGCUAUAUGAAGAGGAGAUCCUGCAUACACACGUGGCUCACUGGUGGUCUCCUGAUGGCGAGCGUUUGGCAUUCCUUGUGCUGAAUGACAGUCUGGUGCCCAACAUGGUGCUGCCCACCUUUACAGGUGCCACAUACCCCAAAGGCAAACAGUACCCAUACCCUAAGGCAGGUCAGCCCAACCCUGUGGUAAAACUAUUUGUGGUGAAUCUUUAUGGGCCAGCUCAUACUCUUGAACUCACACCUCCUGAUGGGAUCAAACUCAGGGAACACUAUGUGGUGAUGGUGAAGUGGAUAAGUAAGACAAAGACAGCUGUUAGGUGGUUGAAUCGAGCUCAGAACGUCUCUAUUCUGACUGUGUGUGACUCAACUACAGGAGCCUGCAUUAAGAGGCAUGAAGAAACAUCGGAGCUCUGGCUCUCCAAACAGAACCAGGAGCCCUUCUUCUCUCGAGAUGGUAGUCGCUUCUUCUUGGCCGUUCCCGUGAAGCAGGGCGGGCGUGGAGACUUCCACCACGUUGCCAUGUUCACCAUGCAGGGUAGGGCGGAUCAAAACGAGGUGCGUCACCUGACAUCAGGAAAUUGGGAAGUGACAGAGAUUCUGGCCUAUGAUGAGAACUCCCAGACCAUAUACUUCUUAAGCACAGAGGGGUCUCCAAGAAAACGUCAGCUUUUCAGUGUGUCCACAGUUGGUCUGUUCCCACGGCGAUGUUUAACUUGUGAUCUGCACAAAGCUAACUGCACAUUUUUUAGCGCUGACUUCAGUCCAACACAUCACCACAUCAUACUCCACUGUAAAGGACCUGGUGCCCCCACAGUGAUUCUCCACACACUCAACACAGCCAAUUAUUUUGUCCUGGAGAAUAACUCUGUCCUCAAAGCGGCCCUGAGACACAAGAGGAUCCAGCUCACUGAAUAUAAAAUCCUGCAGACUGACCGAUUUGACCUGCCUAUGAAAAUUGCCUUCCCGCCCGACUUCUCUGACUCGCGUCAUUACGGACUCCUGCUGAUGAUAGGCGGCGCCCCUGGUGGUCAACAGGUGGAUGACAGAUACUCAGUGGACUGGGACUCAGUGCUGGUCAGCUCUGACAACAUCAUCGUGGCUCGCCUGGACGGCAGGGGCAGUGGCUUCCAGGGUCAGAAGAUUCUCCAGGAAGUGCACAGGCGCCUGGGUGUGGUGGAGGUCCAGGAUCAACUCGCUGCUUUGGAAUACCUGCUGAAAUUUCCAUAUAUUGAUCGGACCAGAAUAGGAGUGUUUGGUCAGGGUUAUGGAGGGUAUGUUGCACUCCUGCUAGUGAAAUCCACAGAGAGUCUAUUUAAAUGUGCUGUGGCCAUGUCACCAGUAACUGACUGGAAGCUACAUGCUUCAGCCUUCUCUGAGUGCUACUUGGGGACUCCCUUACAGGAUGACAGCAGGUACCAGGCCUCCAGUGUACUACAGAACAUGCAGGGGUUUAAGGACCAAACACUGAUGCUUGUACAUGGAACUGCAGAUGCGAACAUUCACUUCCAGCACUCAGCCGAGCUCAUUAAGAACCUGGUGAAACUGGGAGCCAACUAUACAAUGCAGAUUUAUCCAGAUGAGGGUCACUUCCUGUCAGUGCAGAGCAAGCAUCAUCUCUCAGCUUCUCUGAGCAGCUACUUCCGGUCCUGCCUGCAGGAGGAUCCCCUGCCUCUCAGUGAGGAGGAAGAGGAGGAGGAAGAGUAAUGCAGAGCGUGUACCUACAGCAGGACCUGUGCACACACACACCCGCACACCCAGACACACUCCUGCACAGACACACGCACCUUGCCAAGACUCUGCUGAGCCUGAACUGAUGGAGAAAAAGAUUGCAUAUGAGAAAGAGUGUGAGUGAGAGAGACAGUGUGAGUAUGAGUGUGAGUGUGUGUGUGUGUGUGUUUGGGCAUGCUUUGUGAGCAUGUGUUUGAAUGGUUGGUUAGAUUUGUAUAUAUGCAUGUGGGUACGUGUUGGUGUUUAGACAAUAUGGAUGUAUAGGAGUGUGUGACUGAGAGGUGUGUGUGCAUAUGUAGGUAUGCUUUUGUGUGUUUGUGUAUACCUGCGGAUAUGAAUAAUGGACAGUUGUCACUGGAGAUGGAAUUUGGUUGCCAGGACAACAAUGGAAUUUUUCACAUAUCAGAAAUCACUGAGAUCUUAAGGUGGAUGUUUUAUGACCACAGCGCAGACUUUUCUGAUUGAUCCUUGAUUUGGCCAAUCAAUGCGCAGACUGUCUGUCCGCAUGGAGCUGGUCCAGCCACACAGCUGCAUGGGUUUUUUUUCUGGUCAUUUGUGUGUGGUAGAUGUCAGGACAAGAACACUGCACUUCACCUGUGACUGCACAAGAAAACACUCACUGUCUCCAUGACAACCACUCUAUCCAAGAAGAAUAACAGUUCCCAUCAAUUAUCCCACACACACUGCAAGGAUGAAACUGUUGUAUAGACUGUUGUGCAUGUGCGCACAGACAUGCACAUACUACACAAACACACAUCACCAUUGAUCCAUAAUAAAGAACUGCUAUUAUUGAUCAGUGACCAACAUGGCCAUUCACACACACACACACACACACACACACACACACACACACACACACAAACCUCUCCUGUUGGAAGCCCUUGUUGGAUGAUCAGAGACUUAGAAGCAUUGUCCAUACAUAGAACAUACAUGUUAAACAGCUGUUUUCAGUAACCACAUCAGUUUUCAAGUAGUGUGUCAAUGUAUCCAAGCGGCAGCUGCACUGUGGGUUUCAAUUUUGAGUUGAGAGUAGUAUCACAUAUGCCAGCUACAGAAGCUUUAUGUUGCAGUCCUCAAAUGCAGUGAGACUGCCUGGGUAGUUUUUAGUGUGUUAAUUAUUUCCAAGCAGUUUGAGAGUAAAUGGAAUCUUUUGUAUCCAGAGUAAUUUCUCCAUUCUGUUAGUACAGAAGUAUCCACAGCAUACACAAUAAUCUGUUUUUCUUUUGCUAUUAUUUGUAAUCAUUUCAUUAUUUUAGUAAAUUAUUAAGGUGACACCAGUGACAACAGACUUGAAAGGACAUCUUGCUGAUAUUGUUUAUUGGUAUUCUGGAAUACUGGGGAAUUUUGGGAUGCCAUGGUUGUGAGCUUAAAACAUGUUCAAAUGUGACUUCAUAACAGGUUAUUGAUCAGUCCACAAGCGUUUUGAAUGUGAAAACUGAGAUAGAACUGUACAAUGUUUCAAUCUUUAAUGUAGGCAUCAAGCCAUGGCGUGGACAGAGCCUGUAUCAGUGUGCAUGCGUGUGUGUAUAUAAUAGACUUCAGAAAAGGCAGUGUGAUUUGUACAGAAGCGUGUGUCCAGUACAUCCAUACCACACAUUUUUGAGACGUAUGAGAUCUCGUAAUACUCCACCCAGCAGGACAGAUCCAGUUAUCAGUGCAUAGCUGUUUGUGUUGAAUUGUUUGUUUAUCUUUUGGGGGCUUUUGUAAUGCUGAUUUGCUGUUUUUGGCUUUAUUUUUUUGGUGGGGGUUGGUGAAUGGGGGUGAGGGCGACUGAAGAUUUGUCCUCUAGUAACAACUAUAAAUAAAGAACUCAUCAAAACAGC
Molecule: messenger RNA, 4799 nt
Organism: Electrophorus electricus (electric eel)
Lineage: Eukaryota; Metazoa; Chordata; Actinopteri; Gymnotiformes; Gymnotidae
Gene: dpp10
Product: dipeptidyl peptidase like 10
Biological process (GO): regulation of potassium ion transmembrane transport; proteolysis
Cellular component (GO): voltage-gated potassium channel complex; plasma membrane
Molecular function (GO): serine-type peptidase activity; potassium channel regulator activity
Source: RefSeq, a predicted model, not a curated record